AUGAAAUUAAAAAUGUUUUAUAUCGUUAAUAGCAAGUCCUUUAUGCUGAACUUUUUCCUGCGAUACCUGCAGUCCGGUUGCGGCACAACCGACGACUGGCUCGGCUCGACAGACACCCCACUCAAGGGGUUCUCGUGGAGGGGCGGCAGUGAGAGGGACACCACUGGUAUACUGAUGUGGUCGGAGCCGUUUCUUAUCAAACUGGACGACGGCCAGGAGGUGGCCAUCGUUUUAAUGGACACUCAGGGGGCGUUUGACUCGGAGAGAAAUAAUAGUUUAGUGAUGUUUUAUAUCGUUAAUAGCAAGUCCUUUAUGCUGAACUUUUUCCUGCGAUACCUGCAGUCCGGUUGCGGCACAACCGACGACUGGCUCGGCUCGACAGACACCCCACUCAAGGGGUUCUCGUGGAGGGGCGGCAGUGAGAGGGACACCACUGGUAUACUGAUGUGGUCGGAGCCGUUUCUUAUCAAACUGGACGACGGCCAGGAGGUGGCCAUCGUUUUAAUGGACACUCAGGGGGCGUUUGACUCGGAGUACACCGUCCGGGACUCGGCCACUGUGUUUGCGCUGUCAACUAUGACCUCAUCAAUACAGGUGUUCAAUCUGAUGCACAAUCUCCAGGAGGACAACCUUCAGGUGUUGGAGAUAUUCACCGAAUACGGCCGACUGGCGCUCGAGGCCACCGACGAGAAACCCUUUCAGAAGCUACUGUUUCUUAUACGGGACUGGAGUUUCCCAUACGAACACCCGUACGGUCUGACCGGCGGUCAGAGCCUACUCGAGAAGAAGUUGGCCAUUAAGGAUAACCAGCCGACACAAUUGCAACGCGUCCGGCGCCACAUUCGCUCCUGUUUUAGCGAUAUUGGCUGCUAUUUAAUGCCACAUCCGGGCAACAAAGUGUCCACUAAUCCCCGCUUUGACGGCCGAGUGGCCGAUAUUGACGGCGAGUUUGUCGACUAUCUGAAGACAUUUGUGCCGCUGAUGUUAGACCCGAAGAAUGUGGUCGUGAAGGAGAUCGGCGGCCGUCAGGUCACUGGCAAACAGUUGAUGGAGUACUUCAAAGUGUAUAUCAAUGUGUUUGCAGGCGAAACAAUGCCCGAACCCAAGUCGAUGCUGGAGGCCACGGCCGAGGCCAACAACCUGACCGCAGUGGCCACAGUCAAAGACACGUACGUGGCCUCCAUGGAGGACAUCUGCGGCGGCGAACGUCCCUUUAUUAACCCCAAGACACUGGAGACCCGCCACCAGGAGCUGCGCGCGGAGGCCAUGGAUCUGUUCGAUAAGAUACCGAAGAUGGGUGGGCGCGAGUUCUCCGAGUCCUAUAGGGAACAGUUGGUGAUGGAGUUGGACCAGACGUUUGAACAUUUUGAGGCCCAGAAUAAGAGCAAGAAUAUGUUUAAUAUCUUCGGGACACCGAUGGUUUUGCUGGUGGCGUGCGUUGUGCUGUUCAUUGUGUCCCGUUUUUGCGAAAUACUUGGUCUCUCGCCGAUCGCUAACCUGGCCUUCAUUGUGGGCACCGUUGACUUGGGUGUACUCAUCACUUACCUGUUCUUCCGAUACAGUGGUAAUUAUCCCGAUGUCAUCCUAUUCAUCGACUUCUACUCCGAGAUCAUAUGGCGUCACUUUUUAGCGUUUAGUACAGUAAUGGAUUUCUUUUUCAAGAUAAUGGCAAACGCUGUGGAAAAUCGUAUGCAAAUUAACGGGUCGGGCGGUGGGAACCGGACUACGAGUGCGAACACCACGAGCACCGGUACCCGAUCUCCAGGCAUGACUACUACGGCCCACCCGUUGGGCGCAGAGGGCUUACGGCGAUCGCCAUCUAAUCGGAAAAUGCAGUGAUAAUUGUGUUUUGAAAACAG
Molecule: messenger RNA, 1859 nt
Organism: Medioppia subpectinata
Lineage: Eukaryota; Metazoa; Arthropoda; Arachnida; Sarcoptiformes; Oppiidae
Source: the annotation of a GenBank genome assembly